Solanum lycopersicum (tomato) is the source of this 748-nucleotide messenger RNA. RefSeq names its product wound-induced protein WIN1. Gene Ontology annotation, molecular function: RNA nuclease activity; chitin binding. The record is from RefSeq and is a predicted model, not a curated record. Gene Ontology annotation, biological process: defense response to bacterium; defense response to fungus. Lineage: Eukaryota; Viridiplantae; Streptophyta; Magnoliopsida; Solanales; Solanaceae.
AGAUCAAAUUAUACUCUUUCCAAAAUGACGAAGCUAAUUAGUAUUAAUAUUUUGUUCGUGUUGAUUAUAUCCGCGAUUGCGAACGCACAGCAGUGCGGUAGACAAAAGGGCGGAGCCUUAUGCAGCGGCAACUUGUGUUGCAGCCAAUUCGGGUGGUGCGGAUCAACACCCGAAUUUUGUUCACCUUCCAAAGGCUGCCAGAGUCGCUGCACUGGUGGCGGAUCAACCCCAACUCCAACUCCAACUCCAUCUGGUAGCGCGCAAAAUAUACGUGCAACGUAUCAUAUAUAUAACCCACAGAAUGUUGGGUGGGAUUUGAACGCUGUCAGCGCUUACUGUUCAACUUGGGAUGCUAAUAAGCCUUACUCCUGGCGGAAAAAGUAUGGCUGGACUGCUUUCUGUGGUCCAGUUGGACCUCGUGGUCGCGACUCAUGUGGCAAGUGCUUAAGGGUGACAAAUACACGUACAAGAGCUCAAACGACGGUGAGAAUUGUAGAUCAGUGUAGCAACGGAGGACUAGACUUGGACGUUAACGUUUUUCGACAAAUCGACACAGACGGAAACGGAAAUCAUCAAGGCCAUCUUAUUGUGAACUAUCAGUUUGUUGAUUGUGGUGAUAAUUAAAUCUUAUAGUUGACAUAGAGAAUGAUAAGAUUCAUGUUUGAUUAUCCAAAUAAAUGUUGAAGUAUGAAAUUAAAAUAAUAAUAAUAAUAAUAAUAACAAUAAAGUUAUAUCCGAAUUGAGACAA